GCUGCGGGUGAAGGUGGUGGGGCUCUUGAAAAGCUCCAGCUUUCAGGUCGCGAAGAGCAUGGCUGAGGUAACCGCGGAGAAAUCCCAAGUGUGGUGUCCUCGUUGCCCCGAGCCAGGGAGGCUGGGACCGCGUUCUCGGCUCUUCCGUGGAAAGAAGGGACGAAAUAGGCGGUCUCCGCUGUAUCCUGCCAUGGAGCUGGAAUGUGUAGGAACAAGUGUAGGCCGGGACAAGGUUUGACUUGGAAGGGGGCACCGCUAAGACAGAUCCGAGCAAAAGAAGUGUUCAGAACCAUCCCGCGGAAAAAAAUGAGUCUGAAGAAUACUUAUCCAUCAAAAUUUGAAGAUUGUGUAAUAGUUCCUCUUCAAGAAUUUGCAUGGGAUCAAUAUCUACAGGAGAAAAAAAGGGAGCUCAAGGGUGAAAUCUGGGAAUAUUCUUCCAAAGUGAUGUGUUUUGUCAAUGACCAGCUCCUGGGGGACGCACAUGAUCUGCAGCAAUGGGCCCAGAAGGUGUGGGAUAUUGUAGAUGUGAAGCCGCAGGCGCUGUAUGAGGCCCUUACUUUGGAUUAUUCCACUAAAUUCUUGAGAGAUACCAAGCAUGGUUUUGUGUUCUUGGACAUUGGUAUUGAUUUAUCUCCCAUUGGAAGACUGAUUUUUGAGCUGUAUUGUGAUAUAUGUCCCAAAACAUGUAAAAAUUUUCAGACCUUGUGUACGGGAAAAGCAGGGUUUUCCAAAAGAGGCAUAAGGCUACAUUACAAAGGGUCAAUUUUUCACCGAGUAGUGCAGAAUGGUUGGAUACAAGGAGGAGAUGAAAACUUUUCAAUUCCUCAUAAUAAAAGAGGAGUUCUUGGAAUGGUCAACAAAGGCCGUCACAGCAACGGGUCACAGUUCUAUGUUACACUACAAGCUGCUCCCUAUCUAGAUAGGAAAUACGUGGCAUUUGGGCAAUUGAUCGAAGGAACAGAAGUUCUUAAACAACUAGAAUUUGUCCCAACAGAGAAUGAAAGACCAGUACAAACAUGUAGCAUCACUAACAGUGGAGAUCUUUAUGUCUGAUUUUCACAUCAAUUUUUUGAUGAUUUAUUACUUUGCAUCUGAUCAAUGUUUCUAAAUUUAUUAAA
Messenger RNA from Octodon degus (degu), 1118 nucleotides. It is a transcript of the gene Ppil6, whose product is annotated as peptidylprolyl isomerase like 6. Bases 202 to 1053 code for a protein of 283 amino acids. Gene Ontology annotation, biological process: protein peptidyl-prolyl isomerization. Gene Ontology annotation, molecular function: peptidyl-prolyl cis-trans isomerase activity. The record is from RefSeq and is a predicted model, not a curated record. NCBI's taxonomy places the organism in Eukaryota, Metazoa, Chordata, Mammalia, Rodentia, Octodontidae. The transcript has 7 exons.